Molecule: messenger RNA, 8782 nt
Organism: Rhopilema esculentum
Lineage: Eukaryota; Metazoa; Cnidaria; Scyphozoa; Rhizostomeae; Rhizostomatidae
Source: RefSeq, a predicted model, not a curated record
AUCAAAUCAAACUAGAAGGAUUUCAUAAUAUUUCUGGGCAAACUGGUAGAAAUAUGAAAAGUGGGUGUGAUGUUUUCAUCGCUAACCAUCUUUCCUAUUCUUUAAAGGAUGAUAUUAACAAAUCUCAUGAAAAUUCUGACUUUGAAUUUGAAGCCCAUCCGAUUAAAGAUUCUAAAUCCAAGCAAAACAUAUAUAUUUAAAGGUGUGGAAUGCAAUGAUACUUGAAAACCUAUCAUCAUUUUUCGAUAACUUAAAAUCUACUUUAUCUAACAUAAGUAAAGAAAAUAAGGCAAUAUUAAAUUUGAGGUGACUUUUUUAUUAACCUUCUUAAAGUUGACAGUUCGGUCAAUACUGAUUCCUUCCUUAAUUUGAUGCUCUCAAACUUUCUUAAACCUCUAGUUUUAAGCCAACUAGAAUUGUUGAUAAUCCUUCUCCUAGCCUAAUUGAUAAUAUUUUAAAAAUGGCUUUGAAAAAGCAAACAAUUGAGUAAAAUAAAGCUUUUUGUCUGACAAUGUUCGGAGUUUAAAACGUCAGAACAUAAAUCUGACGUUUGUUCUGAUGUUCUAACGUUUUAAACCUUGAAGAGUGUCAAACAAAAAGCUUUAUUUUACUCAAAUGUUUGCUUUUUUCAAAACCAUUUUCAAGUUUCGUACCACCAAAAGACUGUUUGAUAAUACUUUCAUAAACUCUUUAGACACAGUAACAGAUAGUGAUGAUUCGAUAGAUAAAUUAUCUGAUCAUUUUUUCCAAUCUUCACUUUAUUUGAGGUUGAUAAUAGAACUAAAGUUAAAGAAAACUCGAUGUUUAGAGAUUAACUCAAUUUUAAUAAGGAAACAUACAUAAAUUAUUCCAAACAGAUAAUUUCUUUUUCUGUUGAUGAAACAUUAGACUCAAAAUGCGAAAAAUUUCACAACAACUUUCUUACCCUGUUAAACAAGCAUGCUCCAUUAAAAAAAAUCGAAACGCUUUAGGAAACAGCAACGCAAAUCUAAUGGCAUUCUAAAAUCAAUAGCUACAAAAACCUCACUCCAAAAAAAGUUUAUCGAAAGAAAAGACCAGUUUUGGUUUCUACGUCAUGAAAAAUACAAAAAAUACACUUAAUCGUGUAAUUUAACUAAGUAGACAAAAUCAUUACACUUCAUACUUUAAUAGCUUCAAAAAUGACUCAAAGCUAAUCUAGAAAGGAAUUAAAAAAAUUAUGAAUAAAAAAUAAUCGUAAGUCUCAUCAAAGGAUAAAACUGGAUUUUGAGGGUAAGCUUUUUUCAGACGAUAAAUAAAUAGCUAAUAACUUUUUUACAAAAGUAUAGCUCCUAACCUAGCUAGCUAGGACUGACUAUAAGGCUUUAUUAAAAAAUGAAAUCUCAGAAAUUUCUUUUCACCUGUUUAGCCUGGUAAAGUUAAAUUAUGCUACUCAAAGAGUUUAAAUCACAAGUUUCAUAUGACAUUCCAGUUACAAUGGUGAAAUACAUAAGUGAUUCUUUAUCAAGUGUUCUAUCUGACUUAAUAAACGAGUCUUUAAGUAAAGGGCAAUAUCAUUCUCUACUUUAAGAUAUUAGGUUAUUCUAAUUUACAAAGCAAACUCCAAAUUAGACGUUUCUAAUUAUCGUCCAAUAUCCCUGUUAACCAUUUUUAAAAAAGAUUUUUGAAUAUUUCAUGCAUACCCGACUUGUCCAAUUCUUAGAAAAACAUAAAAUAUUAUAUUUCCAUCAGUUUGGCUUCCAAAAAAAUAAAUCUACAACCCAAGCAAUACUUAACCUAUGUAACCAUCAAACUAAUGCCAUUGAAAAGAAAUAAAUUUCUUUUUGUAUGUUUUUAGAUCUUGCUAAAGUGUUUGACACAGUUGACCAUGAAAUAUUAAUAUCAAAGCUUUCUCAUCAUGGAAUUAGAGGUACUGCUUAAAGAUUGGUUUAAGUCUAAUCUCUUUGAUCGAACACAAAACUUCUACCUUUAUUGGGUCCUAUCUAAGUCACCUCGUAUAACCCAUGUAGUUCCGCAAGAAAGCGUCUUAGGUCCCCUAUUUUUUCUAUUAUUUAUAAAUGAAAUGCCAACUUCCUCAGAAAUUCUGAAGUUUCAUCUUUUCGCUAAUGAUACUAGAAUUUGUUCUCUCAUAAAAACUGGCAUAGCUUAAAAACUAUUGAAAAUACUGAAUUUAAGAGCACCUCAGAAUGGCUUUCUGCUAAUCAAUUAACAAUCUUUUGGUGGUACAAAACUUAAAAAUGGCUUUGAAAAAAGCAAACAUUUAGUAAACUAAAGCUUUUCGUCUGACACUCUGACACAUGAAUAAUGCGACAUCUUAAUUUUCUUUCAAUAUUCGUUGAAUGAGAAAAUGUCACCUGUUGAUAGAAGUGGUUUGAAUCUUCUGUAUGCUACAGUCAUAGAACAUUCUAUUUGCUAUUCAAAUCAUUCUAUUUUGCUGCAAAAGUUGAAGCAUUUUAGGCUUCAGAAGUAACAAAACAUCAUUAAUUGCAGACAUUUUAUGGUUACUGUUGCCUAGAUAAAAUUCAAUAGCCGUUCAAAAUUUAUGAUUAAUCAACCAGUUGCUCAACCAAAUGAAUCUUACAUAUUCAUGUAAUUCAAAAGGAUAUCCAUUGACUGUGGGUGGUUAAUAAAGACUACAUCAAUAUUCUGUUGAUAAACUUAUUCUUUUCAAGCGAUGACCAAGUUCAUGUGAGCUGGUUGUGGUUUUCUGCAAGAAAGAAAACGACAUAGAGAUCAGAAUUUUAAUAUGUCAUUUUAAAAACUUAUUAAAAAAGAAAUUGAAUUGAAUUAACAUUUUAUUAUGUAUAAAUGGAAGCAAUCAGUUAUUUGAACCAUUUUAAGAAUCAUUUUGAAAAAAAAUCUGUUAUGAUUAAACAACAUGGAAAUCUGUUGACACGACCUGUGCAAAUAUUCCUGUUUCGAAACUCCUGUUACAGAUAAAUUUUCAUGGCCUAUGUAUAAAACACCAUUGAAGAUUGUAAAUUUCAGCGAUUUACUAUUAGUAUACUAUCCUUUUUUGACUUGCUUAUCAGGAUUUUUCAUGUUCUUAUGCCACAAAAGUAACUUUUCACAAAAGGAGCAUUAAGAGAAUGACAAUUCGUUUGGUUGCAGUGUCGUUUGAUAACAUGAAGUCAUCUACGAGAUCACUAUCACAGGAAUAUUGCUAGGUGUAAGCUGAGUUCAUUCAAUAAAGCAUAGAAACAGCUCGUUUCUAUAGGACUUAAUUUGAUUCUCUGGGACUAAUAUUUCUUUGUAGCCUUUUCCUGAGAUUAUAUUAAAAAAAACCUUAUAAAGAUGAAUUUUUAAUCAACUUUAAGAGAGAAAAUGAGGCAUCGACAAAGAUAAAUAUGAAAAUAUACUUACUCUGAACUGGCGAUCUUUAAUUGAUAUCCCUUUGUCAAAAAGAGCAUAUUCCCAGCAAACUCAAAACAUUCGCAUAGAAUAUCGUUUUUUAUAAAUAUUUUUCAAUCUCACAAUUUACUUGAUUACUUUAAACCAUGACAAUGAUAGAAACUUAUUCCGCCUGUGAACAAACCUCAUCAUCUACUGUAUUUUUAAUUAUAAGUCAAACACAGCUCAAAGAAGGUUUUUAACUAGGUAAAUGUUUUUCUUCUGAAAAUAAGUACCAAGAUUGUAUUUGAUAAUUGCCAUAAUUACCGAAAUAAGUUGCAUACCUUAUGAUUCAUAUAAUACUAGAAUCAAACUAUCAAAAUGAUUUUAUAAUUUUUUACAAAAGCAAUUAUACGGUCCUUACUUUUAGCUUUUUUUGCCUAAGGACAGGGGAGACUGCCUAUUUGCAUUUCAGCACAAUCAACAUUCGGAAUUUGAAUAAAUUUAGAUUGCUCUUUGCGUAGCAGAAUCAAAAUAUUCAUUGUUAAUUGUUUAGCAGAAGUGAUCAUAAAAAAAACCCAAAGGUAUGACUGAUGUCGACAGCAAUUGACUGAUAUACAAUAUGAAAUUGCCAUUUGCUGCAGAAGCCAAUGAACUUUGCACAGGUCAUGUUUGCUAUCUAGAAUACGUCCAAAGUUUGUAAGAAAUAAGAAAUUGAUGAAAUUUAUAAAGUUUUUUUGACAAAGCAAGGUCCUGCGAAAACAUUAUUCUUUAAAAGCGGAUAUGAUUGUCUUAGAUUUGCUUUCCUAAUUUCAAGCCACAUGUUUUUCUGUUGAGAACUGGUUGAGCAACUAUAAAUUAUCAAACCUAAAAUCACACCAAAAUCUACUACAUCUUGCAAUGAUGUGACUUUGUUAUGGCUACAAAACCUUGUUGUUAACAUUAUGAAAGCUAAGGUUAAUACGUCCUAGCAUCAAAUGAAAGAGUGCCUUCGUUUAAAAAAAAGGCUUGAAUACAAUGACACCUUAUGAGUUUUUCAUAAACAUACAGAACAGGCACAGUUGACGUUGCUAGGGUAUCAACAUUGUAUUGGUUUUAAUGUAUCGAUUAAGGUCUAUGUAAUACAGUAUGGGCUAAAUAAACCACCUGUCUUUUAUUUGCUUUACAAGCGAAUAGAAACAUUUAAAAGGGGUGCUUCAAUAUGUCAUGACACAACUAUAAAGCUGCAAUGCACAUUGUUCGUAUCUUAAUCAAAGAGUGACCGUGGAUAUGGAACGUUUUUUCUUAUUCCUUGUGUUCUUUAUUUUCGCACAAAAAAAGCUUGUUGUAGGCACAAACUUUGGAGUGUCAAAGACCUAUUACAUUCGCCAUUUUGAUGGAAAGUGCUUAGAGUACGAUGAGGUCCGUCAGGUCCUGGUUUACGGUCGACUUUGCCGAGAAAAGUUCCAAUGGCAGGGAGGAGCAAGACUCAUCCAUAUACCAACAAAGAAAUGCAUCAAUAUCAAUGCCACAAGCGAUGGAAGCUUCUUGUCCUUGUCAAGCCAAUGCAGUGGUACAAACAGUUUGUUUCAAUACGAUGAAAGCAAUCGAGUGAUUCGACAUCUUCUCUCUAACAAAUGUUUGCAUCCAGAAAAUAGAGAUGCUGAUCCUGCAAAUAAUACUGCAAUUGUCCUGAAGUCAGGCUGCGAUGGAAACACCAACAAAUUCUACUUCAGAAAGAAAGCCUACUAUAUCAUCCGGCACUUUGGUGGACUAUGUUGGGUUUAUAACUCUGCAGAGAACUUGAUCAAACUGAUGAAUCCAUUUGCAUGCGAUCGCUUUGAGUAUGUGAAUAAUUACCAUUUGAGGCACGUUGAAACCGGCAAAUGUGUUAUUUUCUCAAGUUCAUAUAUACGACUGACUGACGACUGUCAAUCUCCAGAAACAAAUUACAAACUCAACCAGUUCUCUCUACUUGAGCAUGGACCAACUAAUUGUAUACAUCCUUUGAAUGGAGCUUUAUAUCCUGCCAAUGGAAAUUUGCUUAUCCUACAUAGCAAUGGAUGUACUGAUGAAGACCGCGCGAGAUUCUCCUUCUUUGACGAUAAAGAUAUACUUAAAGUCAAGAUCAUAUCCGAAUCCUGUAAGGACAUCCCGCCAGAUACUGGUUGUGCUCAUUGCAAAAGUCACGUGCUAGUCAAUGGCCGUCAACACAGUCUAAACAUGCGUGGGAUAGAUAUCGUUCUCUUUGAUUUCAGAAGUGGCCUAUUUGAGCAUAGGAUGAAUUACGAUGUCUUCGGCAGCACAGUACAUCAAGACAAUUUAGCAACGUUUCUAAAUAACCUUCCCCCAGGGAAGAUCCUGUUCAUGUCAGCAAAGGAUGCAGUUAACAUGAAUAGUGGUCUAGCUCUUGCGCUACAAAAGAUUGGUGUUUCCGCAACAUUUGCAACUGCCCCUGUUCCAAAUGUCUUUAUGUCUCUGGCAUAUGUUGGCUAUACAGGACAGGUGAGAAAAGAUUGGGAGAAAUCUGUUAACAGGAUUGGGGGGUCAGGAGCUUCAAUUAUUGAAGUUAGCAUCAAGACUUUUCAUGAACGGGAUGGAAUUGAUGAUUGUUCAAAUGAACUUGGAGUGCGAACCAGAAAAAUACCGGAUUCUAGGUUUUAUGCAAGGACAAGUUGGAGUAAUGACAUCGACCACAUGCCUCAUAUUGCUAGAUUGCAUUCUUCUAAACCUGGAUGGUGUUCAGAUACUUAUGUACCGGUGUCGGAAUACUUACAGGUGGAUUUCGGAACCAGAAAAAUAUUAAGUGCUGUUGCUAUUCAAGGUAGUGGUUUAAACGGCAGAAAUGGAAUUUCUAAAUUUAAAAUAGAGUACAGUAAUGACGGAAUAAAUUGGGAGUUUUACAAUAGAGGUUUAAGCUCCGCUGUGGAAUUGGACGGUCUACAAGGGGAACAUACUGACCAAUUUGAAACAAAGGUUAACUGGAUUCAAAACAUACAAAUGAGGUUCAUUAGAGUUGUUCCAACAGCAAGAGCUUCUGAUUACUCGACCUGUUUGAGAAUGGAGUUAUUUGGAUGUUCCAUAUCAAAGGGUUUUGUAAGUGUAGAACUUUCGCCAUCGUCUAGCAUGUUUGUGAAUGACAUAUUCACAGGUAAAAUAUCUCUCUUCGGUACCAUAACGAAAAACAUGUCAGUUCAUAUUUCUACGGCCCCAGAUUUCUCUAGCCUUGCGACAAGCAAUGAUCAGUUUCACUUUCGCAGGAUAAAUGCAUCGACAACAGUUGAUAAUGGAACUGUCUUAAUGGACAAUGGUGAGAUGAACCUGCUGACCGACUGGACUAGAAAGAUUGAUAAUGAAGCUCUGAUUCAGUUUGGUUUAAAGGGAGAUAUUUACUAUGCAUUUGAAGUCGACUUUGUCGGAAAGGUAGGCUUUGUUAAAUUUUUUAAAGAAUGAUUUUCUAGCAAAAGAUGCUGCUACCUAUGCAGUAUAUCGGUAUUAGAACCGCCCAGUUAACUCUUCUCGUGGUUUUACUUUCUUUCUUCAGAUCAUCUAGUUUUUCACAAUUUUCUCUUUGUUUCAAAAAAGGAUAGAAGAAAUCAUGAUAACUCUCCAUAUUUUAUUCAGGCCUUCCAUUUGCAGCUUUUUUAUCGUGUUCGUACAUCUCAAUCAAAUUGUUGCGGAGCUGAUAAUAUUUGUUAAUAUACCGUCAGCGUUUCUUGAUUGAACUGAGCAUGUUUUCUUUUUACAAAACGUCACUGAAGCAACCGCUCGAUGGUUGCAAAAGCAUCGUCUUAGGAAUUAUGUACCAAACUUCAUGCUCGUAUCAAAAGAUGUCAUCAAAUUUGAGAGAGGCUGGUUGCUUGCAAACCUUAAGUUUCAACAGAUCUCACUUUUAGGUUAUUGGUUAAAUCGCAUUGAUGUUUUAUUUUACAAUAGUUGACUCAGUUUGCAAGCUCUUUCCGACGCUAUUAUCGGAUUUGAAAACUUCGAUGAUCAAACUUUUUGCUGACCGUGCAUUUUUCACACGUCCUGAAUGGUGACUUCCAUCAUGCUCCACAGGGUUAAAAUUAUAAGUGGCCCUUACUUGUAUGAUAAACCUUUCAAAGUUCUUGUAGGUAGAUUGGUAGAUGGUAAUGCAAAUUGCCUAUCUUUUAUUCAAAAACAACAAAUUACAAUGGCUUGAUUGGGAAAGAGCAUGUGAUCAUAUAGCUAUGUCAGUCAAAAUUUGUACAUUUUGAGGAAUUUCAUUCUACACGCCCAGAGUGUGGAAAAACGUAAAGCGACGAUAAUAUCAAGUCAUUUGACAGGCAACGUCAUCUUUUCAGUUAGGAGUUUUGUAAUCUGUCUACAUCAAACAAAAGAUCUCGACUUGUGUAGACAGAAAGCGUUCUUUUCUCUCUUGGACACUUCAACAAGGUGAGAGAUUAGCGGUCGCUGAUUGGUCAAAAACAAACAACAAAUCAAAUGUGUCUUUCUUCCUAUCACAUUACUUCCGAUCAACAAAUGGAUAAGAAUUUUUAGCUUACUUUCGACCAUUAUCUGUCGUUUAUAUUUUGAAGAGUGCCUGUCUUAACCCUCUUUAUUUCCGCCAAAAUGCGUUCUUGCUUCAUCCUUUCUCCGAACCGUGCCGUUUCAAACUCCUUUUCGUGCUCAAAAAGCUUCUGUCUUAUCAAAAAUUCCUCUAGAAUAUGAAAUUGAUAUGCAAUCAUAUGUUGAGUUCAAGAUGACCUCAUCUUAUAUGCCAAAAAGCUUACCAUUUAAAAAAUAAAAAUACACACAUCUAUUGAAAUAUUAAAUUCUGUGUUUUAACUAUAUGAAGACCGACGUUGCUAAAACGAGGAACAAGCGGAACAACCCAGGAACAACCCAGGAACAAGCGGAACAACCCAGUAACAACCCAGGAACAAGCAGAACAACCCAGUAACAAGCGGAAAUGUGAAGUUAUUGUUUUGUAAAUAACACAUGGGGCGUUUAUAAGCCAACUCUCUAAAGUUCGUGUGGGCUAGCACGUGCACUAUCAAGAGGCCGUCAAACACUUCCGUUAUGUAAUUUUUUGGCAGUUCGCUGCCAUUUUCCCUCCUUUUCACACAACCGUACAUAGUUUGAUGGAUCAGAAAACCUGUCGUUGUGGUUUUUCACUCGAAUCAAACACCGACAUAGCAAGGCAAGGGCUGGUACACAAAAAGCCCAAAUUGAGGGGUCGAAAAUUGAGGUGGGGGAUAAUAUUUAGAAUAUAUUAAUGGCAACCGAAGGGACAAAAGGACCGGGGGUGUGGGGGUGUCACACCUCCCCGAUAGUAUCUCAAUGAGAAAUUUCAGGUAAAAUCUCAAUAAACUAACAACAAAUGUUGCCAAGUUUGUACGAGAAAUAAUCAGACAAGGCAAAAAAUUGGAAAUUCUCCUGUGAACUGAAUCAAAACUCCAUUUCUAGGCAUAGAUUUAUACUCAUUACUUUUGAUUGUACACUAUUAAUUGUCGCAUUUUUUAUGUUGCUA